AUGGACAUUGACAAUGUGUCAGAGGUUUCUCAGUAUGUGCAGAUACUAGAUCGACAGCGGAUGGCUUUGAAAGCCGCCAUGCGUCGUCAAGGGCAGCACCCCAAAGACAUGAAAUCUCGACUGGAACUCAUCAGGGACUUCAUGAUGAACGCUUCAUCGCAGCAAGUGUACUGGCUCCUAAGACAAAACAGCAUGCAGUUGCAUACCUCCUUUGUUGCCAAUACAUAUGCGCCAUCUACCACGCCUCUUAACAAGUUGAAGCCAAUACAAAUCAAAGACCUGAGACUGGAAACUCAUCACCGCGGUAGCUAUCUUCUCGUCCGGGCAUCAACACCUCCCACCAGAAUGACAGCGAUCAUGGCUAUUGUUGAGGACGAAAACGAAGAUGCUAUACAGCUGCAACUCUAUCAACAGCCGGACGAGAAGGUUCGCCCAGCUACAAGUGUCAUUAUGAAGGAUGAUGCUUUCUUGAUAAAGGAGCCGUAUUUCAAAACUACAAGUGAUGGCGGUUAUGGUCUUCGAGUCGAUCAUGUGAGCGAUAUAACCUACCUCGAUGCACAUCAUAAUCUGUUGCCAGAGAAGUGGAAGCCUACGGUUAUCGACAUCAGUAAGUCUGCAGAGGACUGGAAGCAAGAAGGUAAUGAGGCGAUGGAGAAGAAACAGUAUUGUGAGGCCAUUCAGAAUUAUACAGCGGCUCUCAAGUAUAGUCCUUCCGCCCAUCUUGCAGAGAUAAUCCGUCUCAAUCGCGCAUUGGCAUACCUCAAGGAUGGAAACUUUGAUGCUGCAUUGAUUGACACGGGAUGCAUGAUCUCCCUUAUAGACGCACCAGAAAAAGCACUGUACCGAGCAGGACAAGCUUUGUAUGGGCUCGAAAGAUUCUCUGAAUGCCAUGAUAUUUUCAAAAAUCUCUGCGCAAAGUAUCCCAACAAUUCUGCUGCUACCGCAGGGCUCAGGCGGGUUUGUCGCCGUGUAAAAGAGCAGGAAAGUGGAAUGUACGACUUUAGGUCAAUCUACAAGGAGCUUUCAACAACUAGACCUCCGCACUUAGACCACGCAACAUAUGUUGGACCGGUCGUCGUCAAGUCUUCCCCGGACCGUGGACAAGGAUUAUUUACUACUAGAGCCGUGAAGGUAGGAGAACUGCUUUUGUGUGAGAAGGCGUUUGCUCAUUGUUAUGCUGGAGUGUCAAAAGACUCGGAUAUCCAUGCAAAAACUACCCUUCUGAUCAAUGUCCAUACGAAUCGAAUGAUAGUCGGGACGCAGGGAGAUCUCAUAACGGCCAUCGUACAAAAGCUCUGGAAGAAUCCAUCCCUUAUUCCCGAAUUUACUGCGCUUCAUCGUGGAUCUUAUAAGCUUGCGAAAGAAACCGAGGUUGAUGGGAAACCAGUCAUUGAUACCUUCCUUGUUGAACAAAUCAUGGCUCUCAAUGUCUUUGGCUGCCCUCUCUCUACCUUUGAGAGCCAAUCAUCAGAGCCCGAAGAGGAUGACAAGCAUCACUCAUGCGGCAUCUGGCUCAUGACUUCAAAAAUCAAUCACUCUUGUCUUAGCAAUGCUCGUCGAAGCUUUCUUGGUGACCUACAAUUGGUUCGGGCUACAAGUGAUAUACCCGCGAAUACAGAAGUGACAUACUGGUACAAAAUGCCCACGGGAGAGAGCGAUGAAAUACAAAAUGAUUUAAAACAUUGGGGAUUUCGAUGCAAGUGUAUCAUCUGCAUUGAUUUGGAAAACGCAACCAGAAAAGAAAUCACAAUGAGAAAGAAGUUGCUCAGAAAUUUCAAGAUAGUUUUGGACGCGAGCCAUGUAUCUAUUCCCCAAGCCGAAAGUUUGUUGCAUGCUCUCGAAAAGACGUACAAGCGUCCGGCAACCGACGUUCCACGACUAGCGUUACGAGAAUCAUAUUUCAGAUUAGCUCGAGUUUACUCCCAGCGGAAAAUCGCCCAGAAAGCUGUAUCGACGACGCUAAGAGCCUUGGAGUCCAUUGGCUUCGUGAUCAACAAUGCAAGCUUACCUGCGCUCCCGGCAAACCUCUUGAGAUUGCGAAAUGGGGGUUAA
Botrytis sinoallii is the source of this 2052-nucleotide messenger RNA. RefSeq lists its product as uncharacterized. The transcript has 3 exons. The record is from RefSeq and is a predicted model, not a curated record. Gene Ontology annotation, molecular function: protein binding. The coding region runs from base 1 to 2052 and encodes 683 amino acids. NCBI's taxonomy places the organism in Eukaryota, Fungi, Ascomycota, Leotiomycetes, Helotiales, Sclerotiniaceae.